GCAGAGGGGUGAGCCCAGCAUCCCAGCCUUGUGUAUCUAAAGAGGCCAGCAUCUGGAGACAAACUUCUUUUCGGUAUCCUAGCUUUCUGUAGCUCAAGGGAUUGUCCUCUCAGGACACAGAGGCUUCUGAGCAGCAGGGUACACUUCUGUUGACAAGCCUGACACCAUGGGGAAAGGAGACAGCACAAAGGCAGCACCAAACACCACAUCAAAUCGCAGUGUCCUAGAGGAGUAUAAUUAUAAGGUGGGCAAGGUCAUUGGCACUGGCUCCUAUGGCACUGUGUAUGAGGCUUACCACACAAAGCAAAAGGUCAUGGUGGCUAUCAAGAUCAUCUCAAAGAAGAAGGCCUCUGAUGACUACUUGAACAAGUUCCUGCCCCAGGAGUUACAGGUAAUGAAAAUCUUGCGGCACAAGUACCUCAUCAGCUUCUAUCAGGCCAUUGAGACCACAUCUCGAGUGUACAUCAUUUUGGAGCUGGCUCAGGGUGGUGACGUUCUUGAAUGGAUCCAGCGCUAUGGGGCCUGCUCUGAGCCCCUUGCUGGCAAGUGGUUCUCCCAGAUGACCCUGGGCAUGGCCUACCUACAUGGCAAGGGCAUCGUGCACCGGAACUUAAAGUUGGAGAACCUGUUGUUGGACAAGCAGGAGAAUUUGAAGAUUUCAGACUUUGGCUUCGCCAAGAUGGUGUCAUCUAACCAAAUUUGCCAUAGCAGCUCCUUUUACCAGCGCUCCAGCAUCUUUUCUCAAGUCAGCCAGACCUACUGUGGCAGCUUUGCUUAUUCCUGUCCAGAGAUCUUGCGAGGCUUGCCCUACAACCCUUUCCUGUCUGACACCUGGAGCAUGGGCGUCAUCCUCUAUACUCUAAUGGUCGCUCAUCUGCCCUUUGAUGACACCAAUCUCAAGAAGCUGCUGAGAGGGACUCAGAAGGAGGUCACUUUCCCACCUAACCAUGCCAUCUCCCAGGAGUGCAAGAGUUUGAUUCUCCAGAUGCUGUGCCAAGCUGCCAAGCGUGCCACCAUCCUGGAUAUCAUCAAGGACCCCUGGGUGCUCAGAUUUCAGGCUGAACCACCAACCCAUGAGAUCAAGCUGCUUGAGGUCAUGUUCCAGCCUCCCAACACCACUAAUGCACAACCAUUGGAAUGAGAUGAAAGUGGUUGAGGCAAGGGCCUGAGGGGAUCCAGACAGAGGGUUUGGGUUGACAAAUCUUUUACACCAAAAA
Messenger RNA from Octodon degus (degu), 1217 nucleotides. RefSeq names its product testis-specific serine/threonine-protein kinase 4. Gene Ontology annotation, cellular component: cytoplasm. Gene Ontology annotation, biological process: microtubule cytoskeleton organization; protein phosphorylation; intracellular signal transduction. Bases 167 to 1141 code for a protein of 324 amino acids. NCBI's taxonomy places the organism in Eukaryota, Metazoa, Chordata, Mammalia, Rodentia, Octodontidae. The transcript has 4 exons. Gene Ontology annotation, molecular function: ATP binding; protein serine/threonine kinase activity; tau-protein kinase activity. The record is from RefSeq and is a predicted model, not a curated record.